GGUGUAAUGUUUAAAUAAGAAAAUUCUAAUCCCGACUUUUCUACCAAAUGCUGGGAAGAAUUCCAUGAGAGUAUAACAGAAACUGAAGCAAUCUAAACAUGGCAAGUUCAAGCUGCCCUUUUUAUUUCCUGUUUUUCAGCUCAUGUCUUCUCAUUCCAAUUAGCAUACAAAGCCAUGUACAGUCUCCGGAGAAGCAUGCUUCUCUGUUUAUCUUCGGAGAUUCACUAUUUGAUUCUGGAAAUAAUAACUACCUCAAAAAUGCUGCCGGCCGGGCAAACUUCUGGCCAUAUGGGGAGACAUUCUUCAAGUAUCCUACUGGAAGGUUCUCUGAUGGCCGAAUAAUUCCAGAUUUUAUUGCUGAGUAUUUAAAGUUGCCACUAAUUCCACCAUAUCUUCAGCCUGGGAAUCAUCAAUUUACGUAUGGAGCUAAUUUUGCUUCUGGGGGAGCUGGUGCUUUGGUUGAAACUUAUCAAGGAAUGGUUAUAGACCUUAAAACUCAGCUUGGUUUUUUCAAGAAAGUGGAGAAGCAGCUAAGGCAGAAACUAAGUAAUACAGAGACUAGGACAUUAUUGUCCAGAGCCCUUUACAUAUUCAGCAUUGGCGGUAAUGAUUAUGUGGAACCUUUCGUCACGAACUCCAGUGUGUUUCAAUAUUUAUCCAAAGAAGAGUACGUAGGGAUGGUCAUCGGCAACGUCACAACUGUGCUCAAAGAAAUAUACAAGAUUGGUGGAAGGAAGUUUGGAUUUUUAAGCUUGUUGGACUUGGGUAGUAUACCAUCGGUGAGAGCACGAGAACAGAACAGCCCAAGUGGGUUGAUGAAAGAAGCUACUGUUCUAGCAAAACUGCACAAUAAGGCACUUUCUAAUGUGCUCAAGAAGCUACAGAAAGAGCUUCAGGGAUUUAAAUAUUCAGUUUUUGAUUUCUACACAUCAACAACUGACAGAAUUAAACACCCUUCAAAGUAUGGUUUUGUGGAGGGGAAAGUAGCAUGUUGUGGCAGUGGGCCUUACAGAGGAAUGGGAGCCUGUGGUGGAAAUGGGAUGGGAGCAACAAAAGAGUACGAACUGUGUAAGAAUCCUGGUGAAUAUUUGUUCUUUGAUGCUAGUCAUCCCACGGAGAAGUUCAACAAUCAAAUUGCCAAGCUCAUGUGGAGUGGAAAUUCUGAACUCACAAGGCCUUACAAUCUUGAAACACUAAUUGAGGCAUAGUUGAAAAUAGCUAUAGUGUUCCUUCUUAAAAAAGAAAAUAAUACACUUCAAUUGACAUGAUAUGUUUCCAUUAUUUAGUUGAGUGGGUA
Molecule: messenger RNA, 1297 nt
Organism: Hevea brasiliensis (rubber tree)
Lineage: Eukaryota; Viridiplantae; Streptophyta; Magnoliopsida; Malpighiales; Euphorbiaceae
Product: GDSL esterase/lipase 1-like
Exons: 5
Coding region: 99-1208 (369 amino acids)
Molecular function (GO): hydrolase activity, acting on ester bonds
Source: RefSeq, a predicted model, not a curated record